Molecule: messenger RNA, 3015 nt
Organism: Meloidogyne enterolobii
Lineage: Eukaryota; Metazoa; Nematoda; Chromadorea; Rhabditida; Meloidogynidae
Source: the annotation of a GenBank genome assembly
AUGUUCUACUUUCAUUUUAUAUUUUUCAAUCUUCUUGCUUUCAACUCAGUAUUUUGCCUUAAUAUAUAUCUCGAUACCUAUGAACAACUCAGUUAUAAACCUGUUCAAUUUCGACGUAGCCGUGAAUUAAACAGUCAUUCUACUACGGAUGUUAAAUUCAGAUCUCAUACAUACAACAGAACAUUUCAUUUAAAACUCCAACCAUUAAUUUUUAAUAAAAAUGUAUUUGAUGAUAGCCAUAUCAUUGAUGUCGACGGUAUUUAUCAUUCUAAUGUGAUCAGGCCUUCUGACUUCAUUUAUGAAGGAUAUCUUGAUGGUGACCCAAAUUCAUUAGUUUAUGGGACAAUGCUAGAUGGCAUAUUUGAUGGUUAUAUAACAACCGGUGAUGGAAAAACAUUUACUGUCGAAAAAGCAAAUAGAUAUUUUGACGUUGGUCAACGGCCAAUUCAUUUCCAUUCAAUUGUAUACGCAGACGAGCACAUUACUCAUAAUCGUUUUAUAAAGAAGGACCCCAAUAACGGCGCUCAUUACAGCUGUGCGCUGACAAAGAAACUACACCAAGAUAUGAGAAAAUUUCAACAAUCAGCAAUUGUCGACGAUGAUUAUAUUCUCACCGAGAAUAAUUUGAAUAAUCUGACUAUCCUUGAUCUUGAGUUUGAACGAAUGCAUAAUAGUUUUAAUCAAAGAACAAAGCGUUCAAUAAAAACCGAUUGGAAAGAUGUUGGCGGUCGAAGAGUUUAUGAGGCGCGUACAUGUACUAUAUACCUCCAAGCUGAUCACAAAUUAUAUGAGCACAUCUAUAACAAGGAAGGAAAUGGUGAUCAUAUCAGAACUCGUGAGGAGAUUGUUGCUCUCCUUUACACUCAUAUCAAGGCGGUUAAUCAAAUUUACGAAAGUACCAAUUUCAAUGGAAUUCAUGGGAUCAAUUUUGCAAUCAAGCGAACUACAAUUUAUACACCAUCCACAUGCAAGGGCGAAAGAGCAGCAACUACAGGAAAUCCUUUUUGUGAGGAGAAUGUUGACGUGUCAAACUACUUGAAUAUGAAUUCACAAAAAGACCAUAGCGCUUUUUGUCUGGCUUAUUCCUUAACUUAUCGUGAUUUUAUUGGUGGAACUUUGGGUUUAGCAUGGGUCGCAUCACCUUCUCAAAGUACGGCUGGUGGAAUCUGCCAAAAAUACCAACGCUAUAACGAGCACCAACGUGGCGGUGUUAGCCGUUCAUUGAAUACAGGGAUCAUAACAUUAGUCAAUUAUGGUAAUCGAGUUCCUCCUCGUGUUUCACAGUUAACACUAGCUCACGAGAUUGGUCACAAUUUUGGUUCACCUCAUGAUUUUCCAUUAGAGUGUCAGCCUGGUCUUCCUGACGGAAAUUUCAUUAUGUUUGCUUCAGCAACCUCUGGUGACAAGCCUAAUAACUCAAAAUUUUCACAAUGUUCAAUUGCAAAUAUUAGUGAAGUGUUAUUUGAGGUUCUUGGACAGAGUCCGAAAGCUUUCACACUUGGAAGAAAAAAGAAUUGUUUUACGGAUCAGUUGAAAUCAUUCUGUGGCAAUCAAAUCAAAGAAGAUGACGAGCAAUGUGAUUGUGGUUUUACAGCUUUAGAUUGUCAGGAGAUGGGAGACCGAUGUUGUACGCCGAGAGAGGGUGCUACUGAAAAGCCUGGCAAACUUUGCAGUCCUUCUGAAGGAUUAUGCUGUAAUCCUGACAAUUGCUCAUUUUAUGCUGGUGGUGAUCGUCGUCCUUGUCGUGAAGAUUCGGAGUGUCAACAUCGUCAAUUUUGUGAUGGUUCUAGAGCUAGUUGUCCACCUAGCAAUCACAAGCCUAACGGAAAGCCAUGUCAAGAUAGCACAAAGGUUUGUCAUCAAGGAAGCUGUAAUGGUUCAUUAUGUGCGCAUUAUAAUUUGCGAGAUUGUUUCUUGACUGAAGGCAGGCCAGAAGACCUUUGUCAGCUUGCUUGUGAGAAGAAUGGAGUUUGUCUUCCUUCUGUGAGUCUUCCAGAGUUGGCGCUCGCGAAUUUAUCACAGGAGGGUCGAAGUGCCGGCUUCUUACUUCUUCCUCCAGGCUCGCCAUGCAAUAAUUAUUUGGGUUAUUGCGAUAUAUUCCGAAAAUGUCGUUCCGUCGAUUCAAAUGGGCCUUUAGCACGUUUGAAGAAUUUACUUUUCAAUCGUGAAGCUAUAAAGGAGUUUACUCAACUUGUCAAGGUUUUUUUACUGUUAAUAUUUUUAAUCUAUCAACUAAAGGAAAACUGGUGGGGCUGCGUAUUUGUAGGAAUCGUUGUUCUCAUGUUCAUGGCAUUAUUUGUCAAAUGUUGCGCAGUGCACACACCAAGUACAAAUCCAAACAAGUUGCCCCCUGCGAAUUUUUCGGACACUUUACGUCAUCCUGGCACUCUAUUGCGCCGUGGUCACGGUGGAGUACCUAAUAAUCGACCUGCGGUGUCUCAUAAUCGGCCUGUCCCUCAACGCAAUGAACGAGAGAGACCAUCACGCUCAACAAACAAUCACUCACGUUCAGCUCCAACGAAUUCCAGAGGUGACCUUGUUCCUCGUUCCGUGGUUGCUGUUCCUGAAGUUGCGAAUGUUACUUCUAGAAGUUCUGCUUUGGUUGCAGAAACUCCUUUGAUUCAGUCAAAUUCAAUUGCCGUACCUCCUGCAGAUCCUCCACCUCCUUAUGAAUUGACUGAUCCCACGCCUUCAAUUAGUGCUCAAGUGCCAAUUUCGACCAAUCAAACUGCUUCACCUUCAAGCACACAACCUGUAAAUUCGUUAGAAGGCUGCUCUAUUAUAAAUCAAUGCGAACCUUUGCCAAUACGUUUGCCUACUGCACCUCCUCCAGUUUUAACUACAGGUUGUUCAGUCCUCCCUCUCAUUCCAGGUCCUCCAAUAAAUAGUGAUAGCCAAUGUGGCCCUAGGCCCGGGCGUCGAAAACCUAAACCGUUACCGCAGCAGAUUAAACAACGAAAGAAGGAAUCAGUGCCACUAUCCAACGAUAAACGUUAUAAAAGGCAAGCCAAAUAA